UAGGGGAAGACAAAGAGGCACAAGUGGACCACUGUGGUCAUGGCGCAGACGUUGAGGGCUCCGGCCUCUGAGCAGUGGCCCUUGAAGCGCUAUGGCCGCUUCGUGCCCGCGGGCACUGACCGCUUCGGGGCUGCCUCUGAAGCGCAGUCGGACUCGGAGUCCUCGACCUCUUGGAAGGUAUUUGAUUCUAAUGAUAAAUCUGGUUCUCUUGUUCUCACCAUAGUUGUAUCAGGUCAUUUCUUCAUCUCUCAAGGAUCAACCUUACUGGAAGGAUUUUCACUCAUCGAUAGCAAGAAAUGGCUGAAGAUUGUGAGACGGGUGGAUUGUUUACUGUUUGGAUCAACCAUAAAGGAUAAGAGUCGCAUGUUCCGUGUGCAGUUUGGAGGUGACUCAAAAGAGCAGGCCCUGGAAAAUUGCUGCCGUUGUGUAGAAAAGCUUGAGCAGUACAUCACCAUCCAGGUUCCCGAUGAGCUCAGCCAGGAGCUGCAGCCAGACCCUAGCUCACUGGCAACCAUGCAAAGUCAAGCGAAGGACACAGAUCAGAGUGGGACACUGCACCGGGGAUUACAUCUGAAUUUAAAGCAGCAUUAUGCUUCUUCCUACACCUUUCCAAAUGGAAGGAUAACAAUGAUACAACUAGCACAGUCUAUCCUGACAUCAGCCAAACUCCCUCUUGCCUAUGAGCAAGCUACAUGGAAUGCCGAAGAGUUAGGUCCCUUCCUGAAAUUAUGUCUUAUGGAUCAGAAUUUCCCAGCAUUUGUUGAAGACGUAGAGAAGGAACUGAAGAAAUUGACAGGGUUGGAGAAUUAAUGUUGUAAACAUAAAUAAGUAGCUAUCUUAUUGAAAAAAAAUGUUUUCUGCCAAAGUUAGAAGAAUAAAAAUUGUUGUUUCAACAUCUUUCUUUUAUCAGUGUUUUAUUUUUAAAAACAUGUGGAUCCACUUUGUUUUUUUAAUACAUCAUUGCACUUCAACAAAUACACAGAACACAAGUUCAUGCAUCAACAGCUCUGCACCGAAUGAGAACCAUGUCAGGUUGUAAUUCUACAAUCAACUGUUAAAUCAAGACGGGAAAUUACAGUGUCCAACUAAAAAGUAUAAUUAGUUGCAUAGAAUAUUACCAUGCUAUAACACUUUUAAGAUCAUUGAAAACAAAAAAAAGUAAAUUAUAAAAGUCUGCCUGAAUUAAAUGUACAAAGAAUAUGGUUCAACACAUCAGUGCAAAAGGAUUUAAGAAUUUACAUGAUUUAACAUCAACAAAAUCACUUAAAAAGCAAUUAUACA
This is a messenger RNA of Antechinus flavipes (yellow-footed antechinus), 1281 nucleotides long. It is a transcript of the gene REC114, whose product is annotated as REC114 meiotic recombination protein. The record is from RefSeq and is a predicted model, not a curated record. Lineage: Eukaryota; Metazoa; Chordata; Mammalia; Dasyuromorphia; Dasyuridae. The transcript has 6 exons. The coding region runs from base 40 to 810 and encodes 256 amino acids.